AUGUUACAGAGUCAGUGGCCUUCAGUUUUGCCUAAUAUUGUACUUGAAGGAUCAAGCCAUGCUCCUACUGGUGUUUUCCAGUGGUUGGAUGAUGAUAACUCCAAGACAUUCUAUGCAAUGGUUGAUGUCGAAUACCAUUUACCCUCACCUUUUGUGCCAACAAGGCAAUUCCGUUUCUUGAGAUGCCUAAAGAUGAUUCCACCAGGUGUGUGGGUGAUUGUUGAUUUGUCGGAAGAUUAUUUCCCUCAUACACCUGAUUCUCCAAUGAAGAAUCGAAGGAGGCCUUCUGGGAUGAUAAUCAGGACGCAUGAUGAUUCUUGUGAGGUUAUAUGGAUUGAGAGCGUGGAAGUGGAGACAUGUCUAGAUCAAAACAAUAUAUUCUCAACUAUGGUAAAUUCAAACCUGGCAUUCUGUGCAAAGCGAUGGGUUAGUACAUUUCUACAGAGGUUGAAGCGAAGUGUUAGUUCAUUUACCAAUCUUAAGAUACAAGUGGACCACCAAGCUCAAGCUAUUAUGCUGAAAUUAACCGACCGCAUGGAGAUGAUCUUUUUUAAUUGUGUUAGUGAAGCUCCCAGUGGAUAUAGAUGGGAUAUUAUAUCAGACCAAGGGGUGAGGAUUUUGAGGGAUAAAGCUGUAUACAAUUCACAUGUGCUGGGUUAUAAUACUUAUGUUGGAUUGACUAGCUUCCGUGUGCCAGCAAAACCCCUUAGGGUUUUCAAUUUUCUGGUCAAAAGGAACCUUGAAUUGCUGUGGCCUAGUUUGUUAAAUGCCAAAGAACCUGAAGAAGUGAUUAAGCUUGUGGCAGAAGACAGUAACUGUAUUACUUUACAUAGGAAAGUAGUUCCUCAAAAUGAGUCCACAGAGUGUUAUGAAUACAUGUUACAAGAGGCUUCGAAAGAGGAAUUUUGUUCUUUUGUUAUCUCAUCGCCAAUAACUCAAUCAGAUAUUAAAGCUGCUUUUUCCUCUGCAAUGAUCACUAAAUACUUAAAACCAUCAGGUUUCGCAAUAAUGCCUGAUGGGUCAAAGGGCCUUGAGUCUGAUGCCUCUCUAGUGACUAUUGCUGUGCAACAAGAUCUUGAUGCUGCAGAAAAUGGUGGAGCCAUUGAAGCCAUGAAUAAUGUCAUCAUUGCUAUGAUUAAAGAGAUAAAUGAAGAAGUCAUGAGCGAUGGAAAAACACCAAGUCAAAGUUAGGACUCCAUCAAUCUUGAAACGAGUCAAAGUCGUUGUAUAGUUUUGAUGUGCUCAGUUUUGCAAUUCUUAUAGUCUCAAUUUUACAUCAUAAUACAUUGCUAGUUGUACAGUGAUGAAACUGACUAAGCAGUUUACAUUAGGUUUUGCGGUUGGCUUAGUAAUGGGAAGCUUGCUUUACUUAUGUUGAGGCAAGUUUGAUUUACUAGGUGAAUCGAAUGGCUACAUUUUUUCUGUAAUUGCGUUGUUCAGGACAAUGGCUAUAGCUGUUAUUGGAUCUUUUGCUUAGGUUAGUUAAUAUUUAAGACCAUGGAUUCUUUAUAUGAUCCAAACUCUUUAUUAUAAAGUGUUUAUCCAUAGAAAUAAGAAUCAAACAAACUCUUUAUUC
Pistacia vera is the source of this 1576-nucleotide messenger RNA. Its product is annotated as homeobox-leucine zipper protein ROC2-like. The transcript has 7 exons. The record is from RefSeq and is a predicted model, not a curated record. Gene Ontology annotation, molecular function: lipid binding. Bases 1 to 1191 code for a protein of 396 amino acids. Lineage: Eukaryota; Viridiplantae; Streptophyta; Magnoliopsida; Sapindales; Anacardiaceae.